Molecule: messenger RNA, 1709 nt
Organism: Chara braunii
Lineage: Eukaryota; Viridiplantae; Streptophyta; Charophyceae; Charales; Characeae
Source: the annotation of a GenBank genome assembly
AAUAAUGCAACUGGCAGUUUCCUCUGGGGCUUCUUCUUCUAUGGGUGGCUUGUGGUGUAAUAGCAAAGUAGCUAUGGCGGCAGGCAAUAGUGUGCGGCAGCAGCUCACUGUUGCCAGGGUUCUGCCUGCAAUUGCAUUCCAAAACUGCAGCCUUGCUGUGGGAGGAAUGGGAGAGAGAGGUGGUGAAUAUGUGGAGAAGAUUGCAGUUACCACAGGACUGGGAUCGUCAGUUGUGCUGCCGAAACUGCAGCUCGAGGUGCGAGCGCUGUCAGGUUCAUCCUCGCUGUUGGGUGGUGGUUGGGGGCUCUUUGACGUGUCAGAUCCCGAUGUUGUUGUGGAUAAGGAUAUGGCUAAUCAUGAUAAAUUGCAUGGGUAUACAAGGGGGGUCGGCAGGGGGUCCCAUCCUUACCCCCUCAGCUUGCAGAGUCAGCAGCAUCCGCAAGGGCUUUGGGGAUGCAGGGGGACAUGGGUUACCAUUGCUUGGGCUGCAACUGCAUCAAACAAAGACGGUGCCUUGGGCUCCGGCGGGCUAGGGCAACCGGUGGUGGAGGAGGCGGAGGAGGAGGAGGAGGAGGAGAAGGAGAAGGAGGUGGUACCUCCCCUCUCAACAAGUGCAGCAUCUGGUAAAGUAGAUAAGAGUGUAAUGCGGUCAUUGAAGGGCACGGGGGUGCCUAGUUUCUAUCAAACUUUGUCGUCGUUGGGGCUGGGACCUCUGAAGAGGAGGAACGUUGGCACGCUGCAACUCAACAUUGGUUUGUAUUGCAAUCAAGCAUGCGCUCACUGCCACGUGGAAAGCUCUCCUCUGCGCACUGAGAUGAUGGAUGAGAGGACGGCAGAGCAUAUCGUUAAUCUCCUAGAGAGGAGCAAAGAGAUCGCCGUUGUAGAUCUGACUGGCGGUGCUCCGGAGUUGAACCCUGCGUUCAGAUACCAUGUGAAAGAGGCCCGGCGACUUGGGAAAGAAGUGAUCGAUCGGUGUAAUCUGACGGUUCUCUUCGUGGAAGGCCAAGAACACCUAGCCGAUUUCCUGGCGGAGAAUCAGCUUCGCGUCGUUGCCUCCCUCCCUUGCUACACCGCGGAGAACGUCUCCAAGCAACGAGGCGGAGGGGUGUUUGAGAAGAGUAUCGCAGCCCUCCAGACUCUCAAUUCUCUGGGUUAUGGCAAAGAAGGCUCCCCUCUGCAGCUUGAUCUGGUAUACAACCCCUUGGGGGCUUUCCUUCCUGCAGCACAGGACGCCUUGCAGGAUGCCUACAAGACGGAACUGUUCGAGGCGUACGGCAUAACCUUUAAUCACCUGUUCACUGUCACCAACAUGCCAAUCAAAAGGUUCGCCGACUAUCUCUAUCGCAAAGGGGAGAUGGAAUCCUACAUGAACCUGCUGCUCAGCAGCUUUAACCCAGCGGCGGUAGAAGGCGUCAUGUGUAGGGAUAUGGUCAGCGUCGGAUGGGAUGGGGCUUUGUUUGACUGUGAUUUCAACCAGCAAUUGGGCUUGGGAGUGGGAGAGCAAUCCGUGCCAUCGACCGUGUUCGAUCUGCGGUCGUUCGAUCAGCUGAUCGGUCGGCCAAUCGCCGUAGACGAUCACUGUUAUGGCUGCACGGCGGGCCAUGGCUCGAGUUGCACUGGAGCUUUGACCACAUGAUUGAAGUAGUAGUACUGCACACUGGUAGAAAAAGAAAAAAAAAAUGUUAUUCCUAAGUCGUGCUCCCACUUAA